Bolinopsis microptera is the source of this 1035-nucleotide messenger RNA. Its product is annotated as N-acyl-phosphatidylethanolamine-hydrolyzing phospholipase D-like. Gene Ontology annotation, molecular function: zinc ion binding; N-acylphosphatidylethanolamine-specific phospholipase D activity. The transcript has a single exon. The coding region runs from base 1 to 1035 and encodes 344 amino acids. Lineage: Eukaryota; Metazoa; Ctenophora; Tentaculata; Lobata; Bolinopsidae. The record is from RefSeq and is a predicted model, not a curated record. Gene Ontology annotation, cellular component: cytoplasm.
AUGGCUUGUUCUAGCGGUGGUGAUCAAGGAGCUGAAUCUAAAUGCUCCAUCAAGCGGGAUCCUAAUGGGUACUUUAACAACCCAUUUCCUGAAUUCAAACUCAUGUCUCCUAUUGACCUUUUUAAGUUUUUCAGGAGUAAGGACGACACUAACUUGCCUUCUCAAGAGUCGAAAAUCGAUCAGACUUUGCCCUUUAAAAAAAAUUUCGAUGAUGUUGAUUCAAAAAGCCAGAACACCGUCACUUGGAUCGGACAUGCAUCAUGUUUACUUAAAAUGUCUGGAAUUUACGUUCUGACUGAUCCAAUAUUCAGUCAGUAUUGUUCAGCUGUCCAAAACAUUUCCAGCAAAUUCAAACGAUUCCGUCAACCUGGAUUGAGUCUUAAGGAGAUGGAUAAAGUGGAUGCGGUUGUUAUCAGUCACGAUCACUACGACCAUCUUGACUAUAAUUCUGUUAUUGAUAUAAACAAGAGAUUUCCUUCCUCACAAUGGUUUGUACCUCUUGGUUUAAAGAGUUGGUUUGAAGGGCGUGGUAUACGAUCUGAGAGUAUCCAUGAGAUGAAUUGGUGGGAAGAAAAAUCCCACACUUUUCAAAAAGGCAAGUUGACGUUCACGUGUCUUCCAGCGCAGCACUGGUCUACGAGAACAGGGAUUUUUAAGAAUUAUAGUCUAUGGUGCGGUUGGCGGGUGAUGUCGAGUGAAAGGAAUGUUUACUUUGCUGGUGAUACUGGCUACAAUGAUAGAAUCUUCAGACAGAUUGGUAAUCACUGUGGACCUUUUGACCUGUCUCUGAUCCCAAUUGGAGCAUAUGAACCUAGGGAGUUCCUAAAAUGUCAGCAUGUAAACCCUGAAGAAGCUGUUAAAGUUCAUGAUGAGGUGAAUAGUAAAUUAUCUCUGGGGAUCCACUGGGGUACCUUUAAACUAGGAAAGGAGCACUAUCUAGCACCACCAAAGGACUUGAAAGCUGCCUUAGAGGCUGCUAAUAUUGAUGAAGCUAAGUUUGUGACCUUCCAGCACGGGGAAUGUAGGGAAUUUUAA